Molecule: messenger RNA, 8990 nt
Organism: Orussus abietinus
Lineage: Eukaryota; Metazoa; Arthropoda; Insecta; Hymenoptera; Orussidae
Product: ski oncogene
Exons: 4
Coding region: 1381-3624 (747 amino acids)
Biological process (GO): negative regulation of BMP signaling pathway
Cellular component (GO): nucleus
Molecular function (GO): SMAD binding; RNA polymerase II cis-regulatory region sequence-specific DNA binding; DNA-binding transcription factor activity, RNA polymerase II-specific
Source: RefSeq, a predicted model, not a curated record
CGCAUGCGCACUCGUGCGGCGGCCUCUCGGAGCCAAGUUCAGUCUAAUCGGCGGCGGCGGAAGGAGGCGGCCAUGUAACCGAGGGGGGCAGGAGACGCGCCGCGCUGCGCACCCGGCCCUGAGACCGAGAGAGGCCGAGAGAGGCCGCUAGAGGCGAGCAUCGCGCGAGCGAGACGGCGGACGGCACGCAGGGCGGAAGAGCAAGAGAGACGGCGAGAGACAGGACCACCCGAGCACGGCCGAGCCGAGAGACAUGUGGAGAGACGCUGGUCGCCACUCGGACUCGGGGCGACCGAGCCCAUGCCACCGGGACGAGUCGUUCCCCUGACCCGCGCUCGAGCGAGCGCCACGGACGGACACUCGCGGCCAUCCUGGGAGACGCGCGGCCCACCGACCGAGAGCCGCUUCCUGGGGGAGACCGCGACAAGGACAGCGAGCACCAGGUAUGCCUGGGGAGAGGGCGAAAUCGUAGGCCUUCGGGACGGCCGAGGGGCGCCCGCUAUGGCGCACUGGAAGUCCUGACCCCUGGAUGCUUUGCACCCUCGACACCGGAGGAAUGCGCCUGGAUACUCUUCUUCAAAGUGCGGUGGAGCUGGAUGUCAUGGCGGAGGACGCACGGGAAACUUGGAUCGUCGCUGCGUGAUCGAAAGAAUUCCUGAAGAAGACUCGCUGGUGGGACUGCCAGUCGUGCUCGAGGAACUGGUGUAUCGAAGAUGCAGGUUGCCGAGGCUCGACACGUUCCAUGUGGGCUGGGUUACGGGGUAAUGUGAGACAGAGCGUAGGAAUCGCUUGGUGGUUUUUGUUGGGAGUAUAGGAUUACGGAGGGAUCGCGAGCAACAUGGAAUUGCUGGUGGAACUUGCGCCUCGAUGCACAAUGAUUGCGAUUGUCUGCUUUGGUGGAACGUAAGGUUCGCUUCGGAGUUGACGGAGUGCUCGUUCGGGACACGAUUGAAGAAGUGAGCGAACGAGCCAUCGAUGAAACUUGUGGGGAGAUUAGGUGUGCCAGUUGGGAUUAUGUGCUUCAAGGAAGUUGGACUUUUGGUGCGAAGGGUCGUGGUGGUUCAAAGUGAAUCCACAGGAACAAUGUUCUUAAAUAAUCCAGGUACUGUUUAAGGUAUUUGCGAAGGAGGUAAAGGUAUCUUUUGACUUAACGGAGGGAUGUCAUGGAAGGAGAGUGGAACCGUAGGUAUACGGCUGAAACUUAACGUCCAAAGUAACCCACCGAUAAAAGUGUAUUUUCGGUGAUCGAGAAGUCGAAGCAAGGAGAACGAGAUCACCGAAUAAUUUAACACUUGGCUGACAAUAAAUAAGAGUAACUCCAAAUGGUGAAGGACGUUGCUAACUAGGAUCAGGGUCCUGAGACAAAAAUAGCCCAAAAUAAUGGAGACUCUACUCCCAGGUGAUGCAAGCAAUCAAUCCUACAGUCCUCAACUGAAGACCGUUUUAAAGACAUAUCAGCUGUCUGCAGUGAAGAGCCUGCAGGGACCGAGCUCAGCCCUCUUGGGCAUGGACUGUAAGGGUUUGCUACAGGAACCAGCACCGUUUCACUUCUCUCCCCUUACUCGUCCAGGAGCUAUCUGCAAUGUUGACGGAGGUACUCCCACCGACCUUAUACCGUCGACCAAGGAAGUCGAUGACAGAGACUCUCCGACGAGCCUCCAGGUCCCGCUAUGCAGGGAUCGCAGAGUCGACAGGCCGCUCGAGGACUCCGACGACGACCCUCCUCAACCGCAGCGCCUGAAAGGCACCUGCGAAAAGCGCGAGCUGGAGUUUCAGAUUCCUAUCCUAACAGCUCCGGACCAGAGCUGCUCCGAGAGGUGCGAGACCGUCCUGGAGGGCGAGAGAAUAUCCUGCUUCGUCGUAGGAGGCGAAAGGCGGCUCUGUCUCCCGCAAAUCUUGAACACGGUCCUGCAGGACUUCUCCCUGCAACAGAUCAACCAAGUCUGCGACGAGCUGCAGAUCUACUGCUCCAGGUGCACCCGGGACCAGCUCGAAGAGCUGAAACUCUCGGGGAUCCUGCCGAGGAACGCACCUUCCUGCGGUCUCAUCACGCAGACCGACGCCGAACGGCUCGUCAGUGCUUUGCUCCUCAGGACCGAACCCUGCGAGCCGGUCGUCAUCCAGGAAAGGGGCGACUCGGACGCCAUCGAGAAGAAGAUACGCGCCAAGAAGGAGGACGAGGAGGAGUCCGUUACCAGGUUUAAGGUGUACCACGAAUGCUUCGGCAAGUGCAAGGGGAUGUUCGACGCGGACUUGUUCGGCACCGAGGACUCGGCUUGCAUCGAGUGCCUCGAGUGCGGAUGCCGGUUCUCCCCUCAGCGUUUCGUCAGGCACGCACAUCGGUCCCUGGAGAAUCGCACUUGCCAUUGGGGCUUCGACUCGGCCAACUGGAGGUCCUACUUGCUCCUGUGCAGAGAUCAACCACAUCACAACAAGGUGGCCGCGCUCUUCCGGGACCUGAAGGAGCGGCACCUGGUCCUCAACCCCAAGAGGAAACCGGAGCUGGGCCACGAGCCGGAGAAACUGACGAAGCGGAUAAAGAAGGACGUAGGCAGAGACGAAUGCCCCGGUGGGCUCUACAACGGCAACGGUCUCGGGAUGUACCACCCGGUAUCCCCGGCUGCAGGUGCAGGUGACCCGUACCUGCAAAUGCAGUGGGCAGUUUUAGAGCUGGCCGCGAGGGGAGCGUCCGCUUUCAGACCGUGGAGUGCCACGGGGUCUUGUAAACAUAGAGACAGAAAUGGUGUGCAAGAUGCGUGUAGAGGAAUAAUCCAAGCCUUCCGUGAAUCCCGUUGCAGUUCACCACUGGUGCCUGCGUAUCUCAGUCGAGGGCCUCCGGUGUUGCAGCACCCGGAGCGCGUGGUACCACUUUCGGAAUGCGAGCGCUUCGAGCCGCACUUCCAGCCAAACGUGGCCCUGGCUCCGAUCCCGGCGCCGUCGUUGCCACCGGUGGCACCACCCCUGGUGCACCACCGUCGACACCACCACGAGCGCCGUCGCCACAACCACCGUCCGGUCAGCCCAUCCGAGAAGCAGGAGUCUUCCCAAGUCAGCAUCAAGCUGGAGAAGCCUUCUUCCCCCGGGCCCGGGUCGGCGCCGGCUGGUUUCCAGACGUCGACGAAGGAGGAGCCCGAAGAGAGGAGGGAAUCCGAGGUCGUCGCGGGAAAGGAGACCGAAGAGGAAGAGGAGAGCAGUGCUGCGGUGACGUCGUCUACGGUCACUGUGGAGGAGCCGACGUUGCCGGUAGACGCGAGGACGUCGUCGCCAGGGAGCGACUCGGACUCGGACGGGACGGCAGCGGUCGACCUGGAGGAACGGUUGAUAGCCCUUGACGUCCCCCAGGACGUCUUGGCCUUGGCCAGGCGCGUAAUCACGGAGAACGCCCGCUUAAGGCGCCACCGGCGGAGCGACGCCAGGGAGAUCUCCAGGUUACGCGGCCAGCUGCAAGUGCAGCAGAUGCAACAGAUACAGGAAAUGCAGCAGGACGAGUCGGUGGAAGCGAAGAAGCCUCCGACGAACGACAGUCUCGCGGACAGCACCGAGAACACGGAGGAAUCCGAGCCGCCGAAGCCCUCGGAAAAUGAGAAAGAAGCCGAGGCCCCUGUGAGCAUGGCCAGUGACUAGAGUCCCGUUUAAUCUGGGCGAACGGACGAAAGGCCGUUAGAGUUUGUUCGGGAUAUUCGCUACUGGUCUGGGAUUGAGUUUGAAUCGGCGAUAAAUGCGGAUAGCGACCAGUUGGACCAACUGUUCGUUGACUUAGGACGUUCUCUUGCAUGUUGCUUGAAGAGGCUCCCAUUCGACAACGAAGAUGAACCCGAUCCACCCGUGAGCCUAGCUAGUAGCCACAAGGAUCCCGUCUUCAGGCGAUGGGACUGCUUAGGUACCACCCUGACUUUUGCCACGGGUGGAUUCGGCUACUUGUCGGAACCAACACCUGAAGUCGACUCGGCUGGGGAAAUCCUACCGGAUAAUUUCUUAGAACUCGGGACGCGUAUUCUCCGACAACGAUUACGAUAACCCGAUCCACCCGUGAGAUUAGCCAGUAGCGUUAGGACUCCGUCGAUCUCGUCCUGAUGGCGAGACGCUGCUCAGUAAUCACCACGACGAUCCGGCUCUUGCGAGGAUGCUAAUCAUUGGGAUGGAAUUAACGCUAAUUGUUGGCACGAUAAUUGUUCAUCCACCUACCUUAUCUCCAGUUGACGCUAUCCUUAAGAGUAGUGGGACGGUGGACGAGCAACGUCUUAUGUCGGGCUCGUUUCAUUGAAUCGGUCUCGAUUUAUCUCGCUCUUUCAUAUUUCUCUUGGUAUCGAGAAACCCGCUAACGAACAGAAACUCCUCUUUUCCCUUUCAUUUUGCAUGCGAUUCUGAAGUCGACCUCUCGCAGCUUCCUCGCACUAACCGGACGGACGUGGACUGAAUUUAGCGGUAGGGAGUACGUGCGAUUACGGUAUAUAUAUAAAUAUAUAAAUAUAUACAUAUAAAACGAUUCUAAAUAACGUGAAGUAUAAGCGGCGAAACUCUCUUGGUUAUGUGAUAUACGAAGAGCCUUUAACGUUAUUACUGAUGUUCAUUUCCGGGGUCUCCUUAACCGAAUUGGAGACUCGACCGGCGGUUCCGUUUACGACCGAGUGUAGAUACUUGUAUUAUAUGAAAGAAAGUAAUUAGGUUUAAACGAGUACGAGAGGUACGGGAGGAACUCGCCACGCCAAUAACGAUAUAUAAACAUUUAACAAUGAUUAAGGGUGAGCCGCCGCUAUUGUGUAUAUUAAAUAUAUGCAGCGGCUGGGGCGGGAGGAUGGUUUCGUUUUCUUUUUGGUUUCUUGUAUUAUUUUUUUUUUUCCGUUUUUUUUUUCCUCUCUCUCUGAACCUCGUAAGUUUGAGGUCGAGUCAGAAAGUAGGACGAAGACUAGGUUGCUUUUUCCAUUAACCCCACCCCGUAAUCAUGUCCGAAUCGCAUACCUGUACAUACAUUCUCUCGUCAUAGCUGUACGUUAAUAUCGAUAAGGAUCUAUUAUUACGCGAAUUAUUGCAAAAAGUACAAAAACCCUAGGUGCUAUGUUGUUACGCUAGGUGUCGAGCGAGCACGAGCACGGCUCGCGUAUGAGCAUCGAAUGAGGUCUGUUGCUCGAGUAGAGAAAUUGAGAUUGUCACACGAAUUGACAUCGGUGUGCUGUGUCGGUUUACCAUACACAAGAGAUAGAGUUCAGUCCUCCGACGGCGAAAAUAUGAACAUUAAGGGGAUGCGAAAGUAGCAUCAUGAAGCUUCUCUCCGAACUUGGCGUACCGAAUCGUAUCAAAUUUUGCAACAUGAACAUGGACGCUCUAAGAAAGGCCUUGACACCCGUGAAAUUUUACUCUUUGUGAAACAUUUGUAAAAUGGACAAAAUUCUAAAAGAAAAAAAAUAUUCAAGUUUCAUCGGUGUCAAGACCUUCCUCGUAGCCUCCGUAUUCACGGUGUAAAGUUUGAAACGAUUCGGUACAUCCAGCUCGGAGAAGUUUCAUAAACAAGACUUCAUUGACGCCACUUUCACACCGCCUUAAAUCCGCAAGAUCAGUCUCGGCAGAGCGAUACACAGAUACUCUCGCGCCGAACCUUUGUACAAUGAUUUGCAAGCGGAAACGUUUAAACAUUGUCGAUGGCGAAUUUGAAGGAUUGUUCGUUUACAACUUUGCCAGAGAGGGGUUCUAGAGUCACGGUUCGAGGAUGACUUAACGUUAAGUCCUUACGAACGGGUUAUUUCUGAGCGACCUUAAACCCCAGACGAGUUUCAGAUUUAACCCAAGGGGCUGUAAAGUUGUAAACGAACGUCGUCUCAGCUUUACGACCUGCGAUUCCUAUAAUCUGCUCUUGUUUUUCGCAUGAAUCGGCUGAGUUCACGGCAUUAUCAUGGGGGAUAAGAACUAAACGUUCGCCAGAGCAAUGAUUGGUGACGAGCGGCAGCAUGGCGAUACGCUCAGGGGGGGCGGAUAAAUGGGAAGGUGUAUUUAUAAUUCUGCAAAUCGGUCGUCGAGAGUUCUCAUGCAUUCCUGUCGGUAUAUAAAUUUACGCUCAAUGUCUUUCUUCUAAUGUUCUCUUUUUUUCUUCUUCUUUUCUUAUUUUCUUCUCGAGGGAGGGAUGGGGGAAGCGAAAAGUGAUAUUUUUCAAGUAUAUACGUAGGUCCCAAUUUUAUCGCACCUCAAGCAGUGCGUGAGGUGCGAUAAAAAAAAAUUUUGCGGUGAAAAAGAAAUUUGUUUUUCUUUUAUUUUUCAUUUUCACGGUAACUAAUUACGUCCUGCGUCCAUUCCUGGAUGAAUGGAGCGCGGGCGGGGUAGGCAUAUUUUUUUUCCCCUUUUUUUUUCGGCUUUUCGAUUAGUCCUUAAGUUCGUCCCAAUGUGAUAUGAUUGUGUAUAUCGUUUCGUCUAAAGUUUAAUUGUAAAAUUCGUGAUCACCAAUCGUUGCUGUGGCCCAACAGGCAGGACCUGAGCGGAAUGUUAAUUAACCGUGGGAAAUCGAAUCAGAAGAUAUAAGGCGAACCGUGUUCGGUAAUGGCGACCUGGAGGGCGAUCGUUGAAAGGAACGAACAUAGGAGAAAAGCCUCAUUCUACCCUUUAUCGAGUCAAACCGUACUAAUCUAUAUUAGCUGGCACGAUACAUACUAGUAAUAACGAUUAUUCUUAGACCUCGUAAGUCGUACGUAAUUGAUAAUUCGCAUCGUGGUAUAAAAAAGAAAAGAAAAAAAAGAACAGAAGGCGGCGUUAAAAAGCGAUGCGUAGAGACUGCUUCGAAGAUCUCUCGGCGAUCGUUUGGGCCUUCAAAAAGCGAGACUUUUAGACUAUUGUAUACCACAUCGGCACCGAGGUUGCUCCCUUGCGACUAAAGUGACCUUCCCUUUCCUCGAUACAGAGGGACGUUCAGUUUGACGCCAUCUUUGAACCCUUUUCUGGCACUCUGAGGACCGCCGUAUCUCUUAUCAGAGCCUAGGCAUCAUGAAUGGGGGUAGAUACUCCUUUAAGGGGGUUGGAAAAUUGUGCAAAGCGUUUUAAUCGAGGCUAGUUUAAAAGAGAAUGAAAAUGGUUUAUAGGGAAAUAUUUGCUUACGGGGCUGUUUUAUUUUUUAAAUGUUUUACCGGGAAUUUUAAAUGCCGAAAGCUCUCUUGCAUGUCUCUCAAAUUGGCUUGAUUUAAACGUCAACUAUAAUUGCCCCGUAAAGAAAUGCUUCGUUCUCCGUUAAAACCCAUUUUAAUUUAAUUUCGAUUGAAUUAAUGUUAAAAUGCAUUUUUACAGUGUCCUAACCCCUCUUAAUGUUUUUACAUAGACACAAAUCACUCGGACUUACAAGUGGACUUUUAGUUGGCCCUUUUACGCUAAUUUUAAAGCUUUUAACGUGAAAUUAGACAGGAUUACUUUUUCUUCCGGAAAGAAAGAAAUAAUCGGAAUGAGUGCAUUUAGCGACGAGGUGAUUGUUUAUCAGAGGAUAGGAAUUGCUCUCUUGAGAGGAUAAACUGAUUAUCCGUGAUUAUGGAGGAUCGCGAUUGUUAUCACUUUAGAUGAUAUGGAUAUUAUCCGUCUAGAUGAAGCGGUUCCAGAGGUGCCGGGAAAACGGUUCGAAAAUUCUCUUUGCACUACGUCAUAAUUAUUUAAAACGUACGAGAGCCCCGAAGGUGUGAUAUUUUACUCGAUAUAAUUUGCAGCAUAAUAUUACCGGGAUACCGUAUAAAACUGGUACCACGUUAAAAAAACAAAAACACGUUUCCCCAAAUUCAAGUCUAGGUACUUCGGUUAACUAAUUUUCUUUUUCUUCUUUUUUUUCUUCGUUUCAUACGCGCAUAAUUUUUAAACCUAUCCGAACUAUUCCUCACGACGAGACCUAAAUAAAAUCUCUCCUCUUUCGUUACGAAGGGAAAGCUUUUAGCUCGAAACGGAUUCGUUGCGUUCUCGUUAGACGUUAAAUUGCGACAAAUCGCCCAUUUAUUUCCUCGUAGAUCGGAUACGAGUUAAUGAAGAUUAAUGUGAAGAAAAAGAAGAAGAGAGAAAAAAAACGAAAGAUCGGAAGCACGGAAAUAUAUAUAUAUAUAUAUACAUAUAUUAUAUUUACAGUGACUACAGAUAAAAUGUAAAGGUAAAUAAAAAAAAAAGAAAGAAAGAUACAAGAAAAGCCUUCAAAGCAAAGCGUCUUCGGAAAGCCGAUAUCUUCGCGGUACCUUUUUUUACCGACAAAAGCCGAGACACGCCGCCUUUCUUCCGGAAUUGGAUGUUAAACCGGAAACGAAGGAAUUCUUUUCGCGGUGGUCUGCUAAAUCGCGCGGAUAAGUCCCGAUGCCGAAUGAAGGAGCAUCUUAGAUUUAAUCUGUAGCCACUGCCAUCGGUCUGCCUGCGCAGCAGUUUAGGCGUAAUUUUAAAUUGUUAACGUGGCAUCGAUUCAAUGUGAUCCGCUCACGCUCAAGGCAGUACAAACGAUGUUACGGGAUUAAUAAUAAAAAGGAAGAAAAUGGGAAAGUGGAGAGAGAGAGAAAGAGAGAGGAAGUACUUAGGAGAUUCCCUUUCGUCUCGCGAACCUGAAGGAACGGGCAGAUUUUCAAAGCAAUCUAGUAGAGAACUGGACAUUACGAUUAAAGGUAUAACAUAGAGACCGUUCAAUCAUUACUAUUAUGUUCCACGUAACGGACACCUACACACUCGUGCGCCCGUGGAAAUGGCGCACGAUGGGUUAAAUAAUAUUACAGUACCGUAAGGACUCCCACCUAAGGUAAUGAAACAAAAGAACAAAAAAAAGUAAAAGGAACAUUAAAUAAACAGUGUAAUAGUCUACGUUUUUCAUACACACUCACUUAUUAUAUUUACCUAGCAUACGAGCUACAAUAAUACAUAAUAUGUAUCUUUGCGUACCGGCCCGAUCUUCGGAGGACGAAUUUGUCUACGCGGAAGCGAUUCAUGUCUCGGACGUGCGCCUGUCCGGGAUGUAUCUUGGUUUCGAACAAGAAUGUAUUACCGAAUAAAUACGAUACUUGUGA